UUUAUCCGGAACCACUAUGUUUGGCCAUAUCCGCUUCACACUCGCUGAGCGAAGAGAAAGCAAAGCGAUCAGGCGGUAGAAAUGGAGAGCAGAAGGGCUGGGAGGGUGAGCGAAAAUGUUGUAGAGACAUGGCGUGGCAGCAUGACAGAAUAAAGGGAUUUCAAUUCUCUUGAAGGAGUUCUCUGUAGCAAUACGAGGCUGAGGAGCCCAGCUAAGUGUCUGGAGGAUUUUCAUUUCGAUUUGCUUUGGUCUUAUCUCGGUUAAUCAGUUAACACAUAACGUUUGUGGUGGGCAGGAUCUGCAGAGAGAAGUCUGCAGCUAACAGUCCAGACUGACAGGAUAAAAGGUAGCUCAGUAUGAGUCGAGAUGGGUGGGCAAGGAAGAGAGCCAAUGCCAGUGAUGACGGUGGUUGGGCUGAAAGGGGUGGCUACAUGGCUGCCAAAGUCUCCAAGCUGGACGAGCAGUUUAAACUUGCUGCCCCCAGGGAAAAACAGAAGGAAGGCACAUGGUCCAACAUCUUCAGUGGAGUAGCCAUUUAUGUCAAUGGAUACACAGAACCAAGUGCAGAUGAGCUACGCAGACUGAUGAUGCUGCACGGUGGGCAGUUCCAUGUCUACUACUCUCGCUCCAAGACCACCCACAUCAUUGCCAGUAACUUGCCCAACAGCAAAAUUCAGGAGCUCAAAGGGGAAAAGGUCAUCAGGCCAGAGUGGAUCACAGACAGCAUCAAGGCUGGGUGUCUCCUGCCUUACCUACAGUACCAGCUGUACGCAAAACAGAAAGGCACACUCUUCCCUGGCAUAAAUCUACAACAGACCUCAGAGAUUGCAAGCCUGAGCCACAGGCCACUGCAGGCGAGCAUCCAUCAAAAGCUUCACCUGCCACAGCGCAACAUUCAGCACUCUGUUCCCAACGAUGAGCAGUCGUCAUGCAGCUACCAAAGCAACAAUCAACUUCAAUCUAUCCAGCACAGCUCUGCAGCUCGUCUCAGCAACCGACCAAGUCACUUAGCAUCCAGUCACCUCAGUAUAGCUCCCAGACACAGAAGCCCUUCACAUACCUACCUGGUGUGUAACUCAAGCUCCACAAUGCCCCCACAGCCUACUCCACAAACACCUCAUCUUAAUCUCCAGCAUCAGAGAGCUGACCAACCACAACCUCAGAUUAACUCUUCUUGCAGCACCCACCAGAGUGGCUGCAAGGAAGUGGAAUUAAAAUUAAAUGGAUUAUUGCAGACCUCACUGGACAUAAUGAGCCAUUCAAAUAUGAAUGAAAUGCAAGAAAAUGGCCAAGAAGAUACUUUCCUGCAGGUGGUGAAGGAAGCACCCCUGACCAAUGGACACACUCACCUUGUUAAUGGUGCCUUAAAGCCAGAGGACCUUUCUCCUCUUACAGAUGUUAACAAGGAACUGCCUGAGUCUGGAGUUAAGAGUCCAGAGGAGAAACCUCCGAGUCCUCCGGUACAGUUUCAGACAAAGUCUGACCCGUACGAGUUUCCUCACAGUCCUCCAAAGCAAACACUUAAACCUCCUCCACCCACAUACCAAGAGGCUUUAAAAGCUACCAAAACCCAGCUCCAGCCAUCCCUUCAGGCUGAUUCAAAUCCUGAGAAGACUCCUCUUUCCCCUGCAUCUCGCUGUUUUCCCCAUUCUCCAGUUCGCCUGAAUGGAAGUCACCACAAUGCCUUUUCAUCACAUUCUGCCUCAUUCAACACAACCAACAUAACAGCCAAUCCUAGACCUCUUACUGACAAGUCAUCGGCACAGCUGCUGGCACAGACAGGUGGUUUGAUCUCUGAGUUCUACUCUCACUCACGUUUACAUCAGAUCUCCACAUGGAGGAACGGCUUUUCUGAAUACGUGAAUGAACUGCACAGCAAAAGAAAAGCAGCAGGAGGUGCCUCCUUUCCUGGAAAAGACCGGCUGAGAAAAUCUGUAGCCCAGUGCUCUACAAGCAACCAAGGUACAGCAACACCUGCAAACGUUAAAUCUUGUAUUCUUCAUGUGGACAUGGACUGUUUCUUUGUGUCUGUGGGGAUCCGACAACGACCGGACCUUAAAGGAAAACCUGUAGCUGUCACCAGUAAUCGUGGACAGGGCAGAGUACCCCUGAGACCUGGGGCGAACCCUCAGCUGGAGAUGCAGUACUACCAGAGGAAACGAACUCACCCUCAGCCUGAGCUGAACGAUGAGGAUCUACACAGAACUCCAUCACAAGAGAGUCCUGAGUCCCAUGCAAAGGAAAUGGACCAGGAUGCUGCUGCUCUGUCAAUGGCAGAAAUUGCAUCCUGCAGUUAUGAGGCUAGACAGGCGGGUGUGAGGAAUGGGAUGUUUUUUGGCAAAGCAAAACAGCUGUGUCCCUUGCUACAGUCUGUCCCAUAUGAUUUUGAGGCUUAUAAAGAGGUGGCUCUCACCAUGUAUGAGAUCCUGGCUGGUUAUACCCAUGACAUCGAGGCGCUGAGCUGUGAUGAAGUGCUGAUAGAUGGUUCUGCUCUGCUAGCUGAGUUGAGCAUCAGCCCUGAAGAUCUUGCAAAAGCUAUCAGAGGAGACAUCAAGGAGAAAACAAGAUGCUGUGCUUCAGUGGGCAUGGGGUCCAACAUCCUGCUGGCUCGACUGGCAACCCGAAAGGCCAAGCCAGAUGGGCAGCACUUCUUAAAGUCUGAAGAAGUGGAUGAUUUUAUCAGGGACUUGCCAGUGACCAGUUUACCGGGUGUUGGGACUGUUAUGAGCAGUAAGUUGGCUGCUAUGGGUGUAAGGUCAUGCGGGGACCUCCAACAGGUGCCUCUGUCUCAACUGCAGAAGAAGUUUGGACCCCGCACUGGACAAACCCUGUUCCGUUUCUGCAGAGGUCUAGAUGACCGGCCUGUGCGCUACGAGAAGGAAAGGAAGUCUGUCUCGGCUGAGAUGAACUACAACAUUCGUUUUACAAGGAUUGAUGAGGCAGAGUGUUUCCUGACUAACUUGUCCAUGGAGGUGCAGAGACGCCUACAGGAAGCAGGGCUGCGAGGCCGCAGAGUUACUCUGAAGGUCAUGGUUCGCAAAGUUGGAGCUCCACUCGAACCAGCUAAAUACGGUGGUCAUGGCAUAUGUGAUAACCUAGCCAGGACUGUGACGCUCACUCAGUCCACCGACAGCGGUCAGCUGAUUGCUGCUGCAGUCAUCAAGCUGUUUCAUGCCAUGAAGCUGCAGGUUCAGGAUCUGAGAGGAGUUGGCAUCCAGGUUCAGUUUCUCGAGGGACAUCAUUCUGUCCCCCAGGACUCCACAGGUCACCGGACACGCUCCAUCAAAGACAUGUUACUUGGCCAGUCACACAACAGAGAUGGUGCAGAGAAGAACACACAUCAGGAACAGACUUCCUCAGCCACACCCCUAUCAUCUGGCUCCUCUCCAAAUCCUCUGUCCUCUCCUGACCCAGUCCCUGGGACGAGUAAAGAACAGCAGGGAGGCAGACAAACCCCAAAACAUUUACGAACACGUCUCAACCUUAGUAUUGAGGUCCCCUCCCCUUCACAGGUGGACCGCUCUGUGUUGGAGGCCCUUCCUGCAGAGCUGAGAGAACAAGUGGAACAGUCGUGGACUAACCGUGAUGGGAGACCAAAUAGACAUUGUUCAGUCAGUCCACAGCCUCCCUCUCUGAAGCCUCAUUCAACCUCCCCUCCUCAUCCUCAUACCUCUGGAUCUGCACUAAACACUCCGCCUGUAGGAACUUUGGUUCUGCAGAUUCUGAACCAGACAGACAGUCCAGGAAUUGUACUAGAGCUCCCUAAUUUGUCACAGGUUGAUCCUGACGUAUUUGCUGCCCUUCCCAGAGAGCUCCAGGAAGAACUGAAAUCAGCCUACAAUCGUGUAACAACUAUCCAGCCUCAGGCAAAAAUGUUGGACCAGAAGAAUCCACUGUUGCAGCUAAAACAGUCGGGAGUAGGAAUUGGCAUUGGUCGGGUGAAGCGACGCUACAAGAGAAAAAAUACAGUCAGCCCUGUGAAAAAAGGACCAUCCCCUAUGAAGAGACGCCCCACAACAAACAGCCCAGCCAAAACCCUACCACCCCUUAAAAAAUCGCAGGAAGCAAUAAACAUAGUGAAGACUGAAAAUGGACCCUCCACAUCCUCCUCUAAACAGGACAUCCCUGAGUCUCCGUGUAAAUUCAUCCCUCGCCCUGCUCCAACACUGGCCGGAGCUUGUGAUCUAACAGACAUUAAAACACUCUUACGGGAAUGGGUCACCACUAUAACAGAACCCAUGGAGGAGGACAUCCUGCAGGUGGUGAAAUACUGCACUGAUCUGAUUGAGGAUAAAGACCUGGAGAAGUUGGAUUUGAUUAUUAAAUAUAUGAAAAGGCUCAUGCAGCAGUCAGUGGAAUCUGUUUGGAGUAUGGCUUUUGACUUCAUCUUAGACAACGUGCAGGUGGUUAUGCAACAGGCUUAUGGUAGCACCCUGAAGAUAGUUUGAAGGAGGACUGGUACUGAUUUCACUGCCAUUACCACUUCAUGUUUCGCUACUUUCACAAGUCUUUCUGCAGCACAAAAUAUGAUACCUAAAUCAUGAUUUUCCUCCUCCUCAACUGUGAUGUCAUUGCAGCUUCUUCUCUUCAGUGCCCUACUAACACACAAAAUAUGAAAAAGUCACAAGGACCAUGGCAGUAUUUGAUGAGAGUAUGCACACUACAUUAUUCCUGUACCUCUUCUUUCAGAGACAAGUAACACAGACUGAGGGGCAAGAAAUGUACUCCUCAAAAUCCUGAACAGUGAGAAUCGUAGCAGUUUUUUGAAAAUUCAUCAUUUUUCAUAUGGAGUUCUUUUUCAAAGAAUGCCAAGACUCAUUUUCAUGCAUAUGUGAAAUUUUAUAUCAAGAUUUUUACAGGCAGUACUUGACUAUUUCUUAUAAAUUCCAUCUAUACCAGGCCUUGUAAGAUUUUGAAUUUCUCUUUUCCUGGUGAGUAUUUUCCAUCUGAUAUAGCAGUUGACUUUCCUUGUUUGACAAAGGAUUCAAUAGUGUUAACAGUUGAGGUAUGUUUUUUUUUUAUUCAGUUAUACACCUAAGCCAGUUUAUUGACAAUAAUGACGGUUGUAAACAAUCAUGGUGGAGUAUCUUUUGAGGUUUUUGAAUUUGUUAGCCUCGUAGCAUUCAUAUGACAUCAAUCUUCUAAUAAUCUUAGAAAUGUUUUGAAAAAAAUCUGACUUUUCAUCAAUGCUAUUUUGGUGCUCCAUGCCACUUGUACUGACCUGUGAAAUAUUUACUACUGCUGCGUCACAAAAAGUAGACACCAUAUAUUGUGUAUACACUAGAACCUUUUUGUCUUUUUCAAAAAAAGUGCCAAAUGCUGUUAUUAUAGUAUGUAAAUAAUGUUUUUAAAGCUCAUUGUUAAAAGGUUAAAAAGUAAAUAUGUAGAGGGCUUACCUCUUGUAUUGUUUACAUGUAGUGAAUUCUUAGUAACUGUCUUUAAAUUGUAAAUCUUCUCACUCUAAUUGUUUGUGAGUUUUCCAACAUGGAAAUCAGAAGCUGGCCAAAGCACUUCAUAUGGGGUUAACUGUUGAUUCUCAGUAGCACUCUGACUUGGGAGGAUGUUGGCAGGGGUUAUGGCAAUCAAUAAGUAGCCUAUGCAUUUCUUUCUUUCACUAAUAAGUGAGAUGUCUCUUAAAAAUUUCAUACAGCCUUUGUAUAUGGAGUAUAUCUUGGUAUUCUUGUGUCUUUCCAUUGGUUUCUUAAAUCUGAAUAUUGAGAUAAUACUGAAUUUGCAUAGGAACAGAUUUAAUGUUUAACUCUAACCCAUGUUGUGUACAUCACACAGACAUUUGUAUGGCUUGUGACUACACUCAAUGGUGAUUAGAAGUACUCAGCAGAUGUGGCUGACCUUACCAUGCAAGACAUUACACGUGUGGAUGAAAAGUUUGUUUAAAACUGUAUCUCUAUAUGCAAACCAAAUUAAUCAGUCAUUUUUAACUUGUUGAAAUGAAUGUAAUUCAUAAUGUGCAAGUCUCCACUUACUUCAAGAUGUUGCUUCUCUUCACCUGUCACAUCUUUGUGGAAGGGAAUGGCCGGGAGCUAAAAUUGGCCAGUCUUUUGUCUUCUCUCAACUGGCUUGUGCCUGAAGACCUGAAGCUGUGAACUUGUUUCUAAGUUUUAUAAAACUUGGUAAUAAACUGUAA
This is a messenger RNA of Monopterus albus (swamp eel), 6145 nucleotides long. RefSeq names its product REV1 DNA directed polymerase (gene rev1). Gene Ontology annotation, biological process: error-free translesion synthesis; error-prone translesion synthesis. The record is from RefSeq and is a predicted model, not a curated record. Gene Ontology annotation, molecular function: deoxycytidyl transferase activity; damaged DNA binding; DNA-directed DNA polymerase activity. NCBI's taxonomy places the organism in Eukaryota, Metazoa, Chordata, Actinopteri, Synbranchiformes, Synbranchidae. The transcript has 22 exons. Gene Ontology annotation, cellular component: nucleus. Bases 357 to 4448 code for a protein of 1363 amino acids.